Molecule: messenger RNA, 3973 nt
Organism: Diuraphis noxia (Russian wheat aphid)
Lineage: Eukaryota; Metazoa; Arthropoda; Insecta; Hemiptera; Aphididae
Gene: stac
Product: C2 and C2B_Munc13-like domain-containing protein staccato
Cellular component (GO): secretory vesicle
Source: RefSeq, a predicted model, not a curated record
GGCGUGGAGCGUUUGGGUUUCCAUUGCUCUUCGUGUCGUCCACCGACCGUCAUCGAACGCGUACUUAUGUAGUCUGCAGUCUACUGCAGAUUUAAUAAUAAAUCUUUAAAUAAUGCAUCUGGUGCGUUGUUAGAUUAAAAAUAUUAAAUAUAGUAUUACAUAUAGGCGUAUCGUGAUUUUAAUCGUUUCGUUUGUUUAGACGAUUAUAGUGUACACUUUUUUAUUAUUUGUAUACGUUUUUUGUGUUAUUUUAUUAAAUAAUUAUCGCUCGUUACAACGUCGUCAUUCCGAUUGAAAAUUGAUUUGUGCACAACACGAUGUAUGCGUAAAAAACAUAAUAUUAUUAUUACAUCCGUAUAAAAAUGGCCGAAGUGUUGCGAUUACCGGAGGACGARUGUAAAAGAACGGUGCAAUCCGCUAAGCAGAAAGCGAUUAAAUUUGGGCGGACUUUGGUGGGGAAAAAGGCAGUGAUCAGCAAAGCCAUCGCAGACAGUUGGCAUAGAAGAAAAGGACGUAAAGUCAAACCAGUUGAGCAAAUGGACGGUGGAUUUUUUGAACGUUAUGGUUCAGGAUUCAAGGACAAUUUUGAAGAGGACACAAUAAUUGCCGAAAAGGAUAAAUACGCUACUCUAAAUGAAAGAGAAAUUUCGAAAGUUGACAAUGACAUUGCCGAGAAGACUCAGUUAUCUUACAAAGAGUUAUUAUCGUCGUUGUUAGAAUUAAAUAUAAACGAAUUAUACGAAGAAGUAUUGCACGAAAUACUGCAUUGUAUUGGUAAAGAAAAAAAUUGUUUAAAUCAAGAAAAUAUAAUUGAAUUCGCCCGAAAAGCAUUUAAAAUUGACCAAGAUACUCACGAAGCUAUAUAUCAUGCCGUCAUAGAAAAAGAAGCUCCGAACAUAAUGUUAAAUAUUGAAAUCAUCGAAGGGAAAGACAUAAAACCAAAAGAUGCGAAUGGUUUUAGCGAUCCGUUUUGUACCUUAUUUUUGUCGUCUUCCCAACAACAUAGGUAUAAUACGUCGGUUAAAAGUCAAACUCUGCGGCCAGUAUGGGAAGAACACUUUUCACUGCCGGUCGAGACUCCCGCUGACGACAUCUUAUGCGUGGAAGUUUGGGAUUUUGAUCCGGCGGAAACGGUAAAAGAAAAAGUCACAAAGGUCGGCGACAUCAAAGGAUUUAAAGGAAUGAGAAGGUUCAUGAAAGAAAUCGCGGUAACUGCCACGAACGGUAAACACGACAAUGAAAUUAUCGGCGGUACGCUGAUACCACUUAAGACAAUACCUUCUCGAGGUCAAAUAGCUUGGUACAAUUUGGAGAAAAAAGGCAAGGGCAAGCCUCAGGGGAAUUUGUUAUUAAAAUUGUCGUUUGGCAGUGAAAAAAAUAAACAAGUUGCCGCUCAAGAACAUAGACAUCUACUGCGAGUAUUGUUGGCUCACCAAAUGAGUGUACAAAAGCCUGAAAUGAAUUCGUGGACGGGUGAUUUUUUGCCAGAGUCGAGCUUGAUUAUUCAACAACAUGUUGCACAAAGUAAUUUAGGUGCUGUUGACGAGUGUUUGGGCCAAUGGAUUGAAUUUAUCAACGCUCACGUAUUGAGUCCAGUAGUCAAUUUUAAAGUAUUUUCGGAUUUGAUAAACAGUUUAGUGAAGCCCAUAACCACCGGACACUUGUCCAACGAAGAGAUGAAAUUGUUCUGGCARUCGUCCAAAAAAAUAUUGCCAUUUUGCUUCAAUGCUAUUCGAACGAUACGCAAGAAAUCAGCAGAAGAUGAACAAUCGUUGAAUCAAUUAGAACACGUUUUAAAUAUCCUACACAACCUUGCUUCGUUGGAGUUACCUAAUGAUUUAGAUCUCUUUCCGUCGGAUGUCUAUGGUUGGCUGUUACCAUGCGAACAAAUCAGAGACAUCAGAAUUACAUUGCACGACGCUGUCGUCCAUGGCGCGGUGGAUUGGCAUGUUCACAUAUUAGAAAACAACAAACCCGAUGACUUUACGGACGAAGGACAGAUGAAACUUCAACUUAAAAUAAUUCAACUUCUUAAACUAGAUUUGCAGAGGGCCGUAGAGUUUCACAACAAUCUGUUUAUCAAGAAAAUGCAAUUUCCGUACACCAGUACAUUAUUUUCAAUAUACGAAAGUAAAAUAUCUGAAAUGUGUGAACCAUUCAUCACUCGCAUUUGUAUGAACAUGAAGCCAAUUAAUUUCGAGGAUAGCGGACGGUUUCAAGUUGAUAACGACCCGCUUGCGAUGGGAACGUCACUUUUUGAACUUUACAUGGGAAUUCAGAAAUUUGUCGAUUUAGGAAAAAACGACAACUACGUAGACUUGGAGAAUAGUCAUUUGGUCAAAUAUCACUUAUGGUUCCAACAAGGUGUCGCCAGGUGGUUGGAUAUCGCCGCGUAUAAGGCCAUGCAACGAAUUGAAAGAGCUGUCGAUUUGGACAAAUUAGUCAAAGUGGACUCAUCAGUAGAAUACAGUUCGUCAGCAGUGGACACAUUGGCAAUUUUCUACCAAAUAAAAGUGUUUUGGCAACAACUAGCAUGGCCUGAUGCCGAAGGUUCUUACUCAUUCGUGGCAAAGAUAAUUGAUGAUAUUUGCAGGUGUUCAGUAUACUUUUCGGACAAAACAGCUUGUAAACUUAACAGUACUGUAAUUGAAAAUAAAAGAUUCGAAGUCACCAAAGAAUGGUGCCUGGCAGUAAACAAUAUAGAUUAUGUAAAACAAUCCAUACGUCCAUUUGUCAAUGAUUUGGGCCUUACUAAAUUGAUGGACAGCUUGGCAAACUAUAAGAGUGAAAUUUCAGCAGAACAUUGUAAAAAAACACUGGAUUUGGUCGUUGAUAAUGCAAUCGAUACUGUAAACAACAAGAUCAUAGAUCUUUUACAAACAGUAGUAAACAAAAUGUCCCCAGAAAUAAGUAAAUUUUUGAUCGAAGGCGCGGAAGUUAUUAACACAAAUAAUAGUCAUUUGGACAAUUUAAUGUCAUAUUUGGAUGAAAAUCUUUGCACAUUAAGCAAGGAACUUAAUGAAGAAAAUUUUCAACGUAUACUUGACAUUAUAGUUGAUCAAAUAGCAACGAUUAUGUAUAACCUUAUACAACACAAUAUAGAUAAAAAGAAACCACCUUCAAAUUUUAGGAAUUUAAGAGAUAGUUUUCAUAUUUUGUUUGGAUUUUUGCAAAAAGAUAACAAUACUGAAUAUAAAAGUGAAACAAUUCAAAAGCUUGAAGCACUAAUGCAUUUGCAUACAUUAGAUACUUUAGACCUUAUACAUGAAUAUUAUUUAGAAAGACUUCAAAGACAAAAUGAGAUGGAAGAGGCUAACGAAGGAGUAUUAACUGUUAAAUUAAUAUUUAUCAACAAUGUUCUCAAAGUAGAUGUACUAAAUGCAAAUGGAAUUAAAGCAAUGGACUCUAAUGGUUACAGUGAUCCAUUCGUUAAAGUACGUUUGUUGCCAAAAGAAAAAUUUCUACACGCCAUUAAACCUUCAACAGCAGUACAGAAAAAAACUUUGUACCCUUUAUUUGAUGAAUGUUUUAAAAUUCCUUUAACUCCUGAACAACGUGCUGAAAAAAAUGGUUUAGUAAUGUUUAUAGUGAAAGAUCAAGAUUACAUGGGAAUGACAAAUGAGUUUGUAUCUGAAACAUUUGUACAUUUUAAAGAUAUUCCAUCUACACAGUUGGAAAAUGACUUAGGUAGUGUACCUCAAAUACGAUUAAAGCUGACAUCUCCUAAAUCUUUAGAUACAAAAAUUCUUCAAGCUCUUGAUACUAGAUCAACAGACAAAUUGGCAAAAGAAUUUCUUAAGCGAGAAAAAAUAAAAAUUACUACAGCAAAUUCGACACCAAAAAAAUGACUACAGUCUAUCAUUGGACGAAUUAAGCAUAGUACGUCCACAUUGACACGGAAAAUAAAAAAUUCCUGUUGAUUUGUUGUAUAAAUAAACUAAAAUUCAAAAAUUUAUCAAAAAAUUAUAAUGUA